Messenger RNA from Peronospora matthiolae, 180 nucleotides. The record is from the annotation of a GenBank genome assembly. NCBI's taxonomy places the organism in Eukaryota, Oomycota, Peronosporomycetes, Peronosporales, Peronosporaceae.
AUGCGGGGUCCGCCAGAAGAUCGCAAUUCAAGUGGACGACAGUACCCGCCGGAAGGGUGGUGUCAUGCGCGUAUAGUAUCGGAAGACUGGAAGGACCAUCGGUUUCGUCUCGACUUUCUAGUCGUCAGUGGAAAAAGCAUUCGCGAAAAAGAAGGUGAAAAAGACGGGAGUCGGUUCUAG